AUGGGCAGCCUCAGCCAAGGUGUGCCCGAGGCUGGAUCUCCAGUCUCUCAGGCAUGGUCAAGCGUGCGAAAGCGGCAGGACUCCCCUUUGAAGAAGCUGGGAGUCGUCACUCCAGCGAGGCAUUGCUGGACUCGCGUCCCAUUCUUCACCAAGUGGAUCAACAGCCUAUGUAUGGAUGAUCCAGGUUGGAGCCCGGUCGACGAGAAUAGCUUCUUCGAAGAACUGAAGACGGGGCUCGUGCUGUGCAAGGUGGUGGAAAGGCUGGUUCCUGGUGUAGACUUGACCACCAAGGGGAUCUACCACAAGCCAAGAACCCGUGCGACGUGCGUAGCAAACAUCGAGAAGGCACUGACUGUGGCCUGGCGAACUGGGGUCAACGCGGGAAAUAUGUGUUCGGCGGAUGACAUCUAUGACUGCAGAGUGACAGCGGUCACACGUUGCAUCUCUGAAUUAUUCGAUGCGUUGCAGAUGCGCCUGCGAGAGGUGCGAAGUCGAUCUCGUGAGAUGCUCACGUCCAUGAAUGCGCACCUUGUCCCGAUAGGUUGCGGCCUCUCUGAGCUGACCUUGAGUGAUCCAUGUCAACAUUGCGAAGCGCUCGUUUCUGACUUCGAAGACUGCACCAAAAUCAUGGCGCUCCUGGUGAGCAUGGGCAAAGCUUCUGUGGAGGACUUGCUCAGCCUCGCCCACCGAGAGCAGACGUCCAGCGCACAGGGGGCUCAACUCAAAGGAUUGCUGCACGAGAAUGGCCGAAUCUUGAGUGAACUCCUGGUGGCGAAUGGAUGUGCUUUGCUACUCGGCCCCGGGGAGUUUUCAAACCCACCGUCGCCGUUUCCAGACACCCUCCUGCUCCAGUUGCACCUCGUAAUGCGCUGUGUGAGCGGAAGCCUGUCGAGCGCGGUCGGAUUGCCCAGCCCGGCUCUUCCAAGUCCUGGCGCGGGCGCCGCGGUCUUUGGUGCCAUGGGUGCCUCAGGCCACUCGAAGGCAGAUGAGUUGCAGCUGUGGAUGCAGGUUCUGUCAAGCCACUUCACAUCGCUCGAGGAGGCCUUCUGGAGCUGGUGUGGGAACAUGUCCGGCCGGAUGUCGCAGUCCACUUUCAUGCGAGCGAUGCGAGAGCUCAACUUCCAGGGCGAUGCCAAGCUUGUGUGGGACACGCUGAACAGGGGCGUCCCAGGCUUCAUUAGCCAGGAGGAUUUUGCGAGGCCUGAGUUGGAAGCAAGCUUUGCCAAGGUCCUCCAAGCAAGCCUCGAAGGAGCGGACGGAGCGGAGCACGAGGAAGGCGAGCAAGAGAGGACGUGGGCCAUCGAUGCGGAUCCCGCCUGCAUGGAUGAGGAUGUCGGUGUGGAAGCUGCAGCCGAGGAGCUUGACUUGGGAGCGGAUGACCAGGCUCCAGAAGUCUUGGAGCAGAUAGCUUUUGUUGCGCUGCCGCUUCUGGCAGAUGAAGGAUCAGAAAUCAAUUACCUUCUGGCCCAAGCGUGCCACAUCGCUGGCGAUGAGGAGCCACGCAUGUGCAGUGCCAGCGAGGAGCGACUGCGGUUGCUCGGCGAGGACAUCCGCAGACAACAAGACCUCCAAGAGAUCGGGGCUGUGAGUGUAGCACGCCUUGUCGCAGCAGCUGGAGCAGCUGCCGCUGGAGCAGUGUCCUCUGCGGUGUCGCUUGCUGAGGCCCUGAGUGGUGACGCGCAGUCACUUCCAGAGCUUCCAGAUGUUCCAAUCUUCUCCGACUUGAUCAAGGAAAGCACGGAUUGCGGCCCAGACGAGGCCUUGGAUCCUGUCAGCCGCUUGCUUUCCGAACUGUCGGUGAGCGAGCUGCCGACCCCCACCACAAGUGUGGACACACGUGUUGUGAUGAGUGAUGGCUCCGAGCGGCAAGCCUGGCUUCAAACCAACGUGGUUGAUUCUCCCAAGGAGAGUCUUCUGGGGCAGGAUUGCGGGCCAGUCCUUGUCCUUGAAGUCUGGGUUCUGCAGGAGGGCACAAAUGCCUCACAGCUUCUGUCCCAGGUGAACUGUUCAUUCAUCGUCGAUGUGCUGCAGCACAGAAUGCUGUCAGCACCAGACCUGGCCUUCGAGGUAGUCAUCAUGCCAGGUGCUGAUCUGCUUCAAGUUGAUCCUCAAUCUUUGGCAAUUGCAAAGACUGCACGUGCCAAAGAAGGGCGACAGCGACCAAGCGAUCUGCGGGAGCGCGUCCUGCUUGAUAGUGAUGUUCGACGGCAGACAUCUAUUUUCAGCGUGCUGCCGGAGGAGUCACCAUUGCCAACGUUUGCAAAGGGGCUCACAGGACAACCGCCGCUUUCAAUGCGGUGUUCACUUGCACAAGCACCUUCAUGGAGCAGGUUGGAGGCCGUGCACUUCUUCGACGAACUGCGGAUUCUGACCCGCUUUGCCAGCCAGCCGGUUGGGUGUCUGUGGAGCGAAAACUGCGUGCGAUCCUGA
Messenger RNA from Symbiodinium natans, 2430 nucleotides. Lineage: Eukaryota; Dinophyceae; Suessiales; Symbiodiniaceae. The record is from the annotation of a GenBank genome assembly.